Messenger RNA from Ramularia collo-cygni, 1029 nucleotides. RefSeq names its product probable zinc-binding oxidoreductase. The transcript has 4 exons. The record is from RefSeq and is a predicted model, not a curated record. Gene Ontology annotation, molecular function: oxidoreductase activity. The coding region runs from base 1 to 1029 and encodes 342 amino acids. NCBI's taxonomy places the organism in Eukaryota, Fungi, Ascomycota, Dothideomycetes, Mycosphaerellales, Mycosphaerellaceae.
AUGGGCAACAAAUCCUGGACCAUCAACGGCAAGACGGGCUUCGAGGCUCUCAGCUUUGCAGACUCCCCAGUUCCAGAGGUUGGAGAUAAGGAUGUUCUCGUCAAGCUCCAUGGAGCUUCACUCAACUACCGAGAUCUGAUCAUCCCCAAAGGCCUCUAUCCAUUCCCUUCAAGCGACGGUCUUGUCCCUGGUUCGGAUGGCGCUGGUGUUGUUGAAGCAGUUGGCAAAUCUGUAACUCGCUUCAAGAAAGGUGAUAAGGUCGUCACCCUUUUCAACCAGGGUCACCUCUCAGGCUCUCUCGAUUACGCUGCUCUCGGAACCGGCUUGGGAGGAGCAGUAGAUGGUACUCUUCGCCAACAGGCCGUCUUCAACGAGCAGGGAUUGGUCCACAUGCCAAAGAACUUGAAUUACAUGGAGGCAGCAUCCCUCACCUGCGCCGGUCUCACAGCGUGGAAUGCUCUUUACGGCUUAAAGCAGCUUAUGCCCGGCGAAUGGGUUCUCACCCAGGGAACUGGAGGGGUGAGCAUCUUUGCCCUUCAAUUUGCAAAAGCUGCAGGCGCAAAGGUCAUCGCUACUACGUCUUCCGCUGCAAAGGCCGAGACACUGAAGGGCUUGGGUGCCGAUCAUGUCAUCAAUUACAAAGAGGACGCGAACUGGGGAGAGACUGCCAAAAAGCUCACGGGUGGUUUGGGAGUGCAACACGUGAUAGAAGUCGGCGGUCCCAACACCCAGGCACAGAGUCUCAAGGCCAUCGCUUUCGAUGGUAUCAUUUCCGUCAUUGGUUUCAUUGCUGGCGCGCCUGGUGAGACACAGGCUACUUUGACAGAAACGCUGCAGAACCUUUGCACGGUGCGCGGUAUACUUGUGGGAAGCAGACAACAAUUUGAGGCAAUGAACAGAGCUGUUGAAGCGAAUGACAUUAAGCCUGUUAUGGACAAGAAGACUUUCAAGCUGGAGGAGAUUAAGGAGGCUUACGAGUACAUGUGGGAUCAAAAGCACUUUGGAAAGAUUGGUGUGCAGAUCGAUUAG